CAUUUAUCCGCGGUCGCCAUUACGAUUUUCUGUCGAGUCGCGAAUUCGUACGGGGACAUACACCAUAAUAAAUCCGUGCAGUGGUGCAAAAGGCUGCUCUAGAAUGCGUGAGAAAAAAUUGUGAAUCGUCGAGUGCAAGUGAUUCGUGGGGGGGAAAUAAUGCCCUCGAUCCGUUCCGAGCAGCAAUGAAACCAGUGGAAAAGGGCGCUACGAUGAAGCCCGGCCCCGAUGGUGGCCAAAUAGUGUCGAACAGUGAGCUCCUAGUGGCGAAAAACGAGUGUAGUAAAUAUUGCAGGCAGCAAAAGCAAGAGGAAAAGUUCAGUGGCUGCAGCAAAAAUAGUGCUAAUAACAGCGUUCAGAUCUCAAAAACAGAACCAAUCUCAGCCGCGGAAUCGAUCGCGGAAGCAGGCUAUCGGAAAAGUACAACAAACCCGUCGUCAUCGUCACCCGCGGCGGUCGAUUCGAUUUCAGCUGUAGUCGGAACGACAAAGAUGACGAUGGAAAUGUUGGCGACGGUGGCGGAGCAGGGCGCGAAGGCGUCGAAAAAUCACGUAGACAGUAGUAGUAGCAGCAGCGGCGGUGGCGGCAGCAAUAGCAGCACCGCGAAAACUUCUUUGGCUAAAAAUAAUGAUAAAGGCGGAACACCGGCGAAGGAUAUCAUCGGGGACCGUUCUGAUAAUGAGACCUCCCGAAGUCAUAAGAAAAAGAAGAAUAAGGACAAAGACAGAGAUCGUGAAAAGGAUCACAAAAAACGUCGUCGUUCUGACGAACACGGUGGCAUAACUGGUGGUAGCAGCUGUUCACAAAUUACCCCCAACAGUGUCGGUCCAAAGGAUAAAACAGUUUGCAAUUCAUUAAUUCAGAAUAAAGAAAACCAACACCACUUGCUGCUGAAACAAGGCGCUUCGGAAAAAUCAUCCACUGUCGUUGUCGUUCCGGCUCAAAUAAAGCAGGAACUUACCAUCGAAACUAACCUAACUGUGCAGCAUUCGCCAACACCCGGUGGCUCCGCAGGGGGACGGUUGCUCAACAGCAGCAGUGUGACGACGACUCCAGUCGCAGCAGUGGUAGCGGCUGUUGCCACCGGAGGGACUCCUAUUUCUCCCAUCAACCUGUUGCUGAAUUUAGAAAGGAGUAAUAAUGAGAACAGCACCGUUAAAAAGCAAGAUAUUUUCAUCAAAAAGGAGUAUAAACCACUGAAACAAGACAAGACGCGGGACGACGUGUCGCGAGCGUUAUCAUUUGCCGACGCCAAUGGUCCCGUAAAUAACAACACAAACAACAACAGCAGCAGCAACAGUGUCACCGGCAGUACAACUAACUUAACUAGCAAUAAGAGCUCUAACAUCUUGAUAAAACUUGAGUCACCCAAGAAUAUAGACGACAAAACAGUCGUCGCAAAGAAGGAGAUUCUUGGCGAUGUCGGAACGACUCCGGAAAAGUUGGUAAACGUAGGUACCAACAUGACAGUACCGGUUCUAUCAAACAGCAGCAGUAUCUCAAACACGACAACUCCCAUGAAGCCGGAACAUUCGGUAGAUAAAAGCUCUUUGCAUGAGCAUCACAGCAACAAAUCAUCGUCCCAAGUUGGCAGCAGUAGCAAACUGUCUACUUCGUCCUCUUCCACAUCUGUACACAGGAGCAGCAGUGGAAGUAGUCGAGAAUGCUCUCGAUGUUACAAGCGAUCCAAAAUCAAACGCGCCAACAUUGGAAUUCAGUGUAAGCGAGACAAAAUAGAAAAUGUCCCCCUGACCGGAGUUGUGCCGUUGGAACCAUCUGCGCGAAUAUCCAACAUCCACAGGGACAUGCACUGUAAUCGGAAGGGGCUCGAGCAUCUCAAGUAUGGCCGGUUCAUGCGAAUUGAGGUGCACCCUAAUGGCGGCGCUUCCGUUGUCCACAUGUACCAGGAUGAGAUCAAUGCCCUGCCGGAAAGUGAAAUGGAAGAGCUCGUAAACGAGUUUUUCGCGGUUUGUUUCAAUGAGGAUGAGGAAGGAUAUGCAGAUCAUGUGAUGGGAAUUGUACAUAACGCGGCGGCCUAUUUGCCGGAUUUGCUGGAACACAUGGCGGAAAACUAUGCCAAUCUGACGGUGAAGGCCGGUGUGUUGGGUAGGAAUUCCGACAUAGAAACGUGCACGAUGAGUCAGUACAAUGAGCAGGUUAUAAAGAACUACUCUCAAGGAACGAUCCGGUACGGGCCGCUCCAUCAGAUCAGUUUGGUUGGAAAGGUUCACGAAGAGGUAGGCGGUUACUUUCCUGAUUUGUUGAAACGUCUCGAAGAUAACCCAUUCCUCAAUAAGACAAUGCCCUGGGGAGAACUGUCAAUUGUGCAAAUGGAUCCACGAUUGUCGAACGAUGGCCCCAUCUUGUGGAUUCGGCCUGGUGAACAGUUGGUUCCAACGGCGGAAAUAAACAAAACUCCCAUGAAGAGGCAAAGGACACGAAUCAAUGAGCUGCGGAAUCUGCAGUAUCUGCCACGACUAUCGGAGGCCCGUGAAACGAUGAUCGAUGACCGUACCAAGGCUCACGCCGAUCAUGUCGGACACGGUCACGACCGGAUGACGACGGCAGCAGUUGGUGUUCUAAAAGCAGUCCAGUGUGGAAUUCCAGAUGAGCUGAACCGCAUCACUAAGGACGUGGUCGCCUUCGAUGCUCACUACUUUCCGCAUCUGGUGGAGAAGCUACAGUUGGAUCUACACGAGCCACCGAUCUCACAGUGCGUCCAGUGGGUGGAGGAUGCCAAGUUGAACCAGUUGCGGCGGGAGGGUAUCAAGUAUUCCCGUAUAUCGCUGUAUGAUAACGAUAUCUACUUUCUACCCCGCAAUAUUAUUCACCAGUUUCGAACGGUAACAGCUGUCACUAGCAUAGCAUGGCAUCUUCGGCUUAAGCAGUACUAUCCAGAUCAGGAAGUGGUACAGGAAAUUACCAAUGGGUACGAGGUUGAUCCGCCACACUACAAGGAGAAGCAAACGAUUUUACCGCACCCUAUUUCGGUGGAUGAUAAAAAGCAUACACCAGUCAAGCGGACUCACGAUGGCAAACCAAAAAAAUCCGAAAAGAAGGAUUUACAAUCGACCCCGAAUGAAAAAGAUGAUAAACAGUUGUUGAUGGUUGAUGCUGAAAAGCUGGCGAAAAUUGAUAUGAGAAAAUUGGUUAGAGAUGACAAACCAAUUAAGAGUGAGAAAAAGAGCAGUAGCUCCAGUCACAAACUUUCAUCCUCUUCGACAUCUUCGGCACACAAGUAUCAUAGUAGCGGUAGUGGCAAGAAGGAUGCGCAUCGUUCAAAUGGUGAACGAGACAACGACAAGGACAAGGAGAAGUAUCGAAGUCGCGAUAAGGAUAAAGAAAGAGAUAAGGAUCGAGAACGUCACCGGCAUCACAAGUACCAUUCCUCUUCGAGCAAAUCGUCAAGUUCAUCAUCUUCAAAGCACCGUGGCUCAGAUGAACGCAGCCGAAAGCUCUCGCACUCAUCGUCCUCUUCUGAGCGGCAUCCCCACAGUGGUAGCAGUAGUCGCCGGGAAUCCACUUCCAGUGUGACGAAAGAGAAAGAGUCCAAUGCGACCGUGGUACCACCGGUAGCGGCUGAAAUCGAAAUCGAGCAUUCUCCUGAUGUCACUACCGGCAGUAGUAGCAACAUGAUCAUUAAUGACCAGAUCAUCGAGGAAGAUGCCAACCCAGCAGCACUCAUCAGUAGCGAAAGCAAUUACGAGUCUGUGAUAAAUUGCAACGACGAAGCCAAGCUUACCGUUGCAAUAGAAACUACAAUUUCAGCAGAAGGCGAUGAAAUAAGCACCGAAACGCUGCUACUACUAAAACCGGAUGAGGAAAUUAUUACAACCACGAUAGUAGAUGACGAUCAGCAUCUGACUGCGAUAGCAGUGGACCACAGUGAAAUAAAAUCCAUACAAACUGUCACAGAAUCGCUUGCCCUCGCUCCCCCACCACCUCCACCACCACCCAUUGAAACGCCUCCGUUACCCCCUUUGCCACCAACCCCACCAGCAACUGCAGCGGUGAUUCCGACCACAUACGACAGCAUCGAUCGACAUUCGUCAACAACACCGAAGGCUAAGAAAGCAAAUCAAGCUAAUACCAGUCAACUCGGCAGUAGUAGCAGCAGUGUCCAUCAACAAAAACCAAUCAUCUCCAGCCACACAUCGUCAUCAAAAGUACCAUCCAAAACAUCCAGUGAUUUGUUAAGUUCAAUAAUGGCACGCAUGGAGAGCACACCGAACCGAAAUCCGAACAGUUUUUAAGCUUUUUUCUUCCCGUUCUUGUGUCCGCAUUGUGAAGUUUCAUUUUCCUGCGUUCGUCCCAUCACUCACACCUACUUCUAGUUAUUUGGCUCGCUAUACCAAGGAAUGCUUAUUUUCCAUGUUCCUUGUCUUAUUUCAGUUAGUUUGUUUUAUUCAUUCGUACGCUGUUUUUCUCAAAAGCAAUCCCAGGGUCUGUAUAUUAUUACAUCCCAAAUUACCUAAAAAACGAUCCUCAUUGGCAUAAUUUUGCUUACAUGUUAAGUCUAAAAGGUUACAUAUAGAUCACGGAAUCUAAAAACUAGAACAUUGUUAGUAGUUGUAUAUAAUGCUUCUGCUGUUAUAUUCACACUAGCACCUUAGCAUGAAAAAAAUCACACUGCCAUCUCUCUUUACAAACACAAUACUGUCAAUAACAAAAAUAACGGCAUUUGUGCUUUCAUGUCUUAAUUCACGAUCUCCUUUCUUUUCCAAAGUGCAAGGAAAAGGCAUAAAUUGAGUUAUCAAUUGAACAGUUUAAAACAUUAGUUUUCGUGUAGGAAUACUGUCUGUACUAAAACACAACCUCCCACAAACCCCACACAGGCAAAGAAAAAAAAACACUUGUUUAAUUAAAUCGCUUCCUUUAGUGAGUUAUACAGAAUACAAAGAAACAACAAUUAAAGCAUAUUUUAUCUUCACGACAAAAAAAGAAGCAGAAGAUGCAAAUUUAAUAUCUAAGCAGAGGAUAAUUAUAGCAAAUAGAUUUAGAGAAACUUAACGUAGACAAAAGUUAGAUUCAGGAUCACAUAAUUACACAACUGAAUAACAAACAAACAAAAAAAACACUCCCACACACACAUCUUUAAACGAGUGCACCUAGUUGUGUACAAUGAAUGGAAGAAAGAGGCGAAUGUUAAUUUACCUUGUUGAUGAUCUGUUAAACUGGCUAUAAUUUAUUCUGCGAGCAGAGAACGUGAAAAUAUCGAGUUGUAAUACAUCGAGCGUAUGCCCAAUGUUUCAAGUCGUUGAGCGAAAAGAAGAGGUAUAGUAGCGAUCAGUUAGAUUCUAUGACAAUGUCCCUGAAGGUGACAUUCACAAUAAUAAUUAUUUUUGUUUUUGUCGAUAUUUAGCACCCCUGUACGCUAGGGUUAAUAAGUUAAAUUAUUUUCUGCAAUAAGUGUCUGACUUCUAUCGGUAUCCACACCGUUUGCUAAAUCCACACCGUUGGCUCAAUCUGCAUGAAAAUCAAACAGCAGUAAUACCGUAGUCAUGCUGAUUGAUUUUCAUGAAGUUUUAGUAAACGGUGUGAAAAAGUAACUGCUUUUUUGUUUUCGUUAUCGAUUUGCAUUCUCAGUUCAACCUUAUGCUCUGUGUUUGCAGCCACACGUAGCAAUACUGCUGCGCCUUUUUCUUGUCAAACGUUUUCUUUUUUGUGUAUUGUGCAAAGUAAGCAGCACACAAAAUCGGUAAUUAUGAAUUCAUCUUAGUUUUGAACUAUUGAGUAGCUCUUCCGUUUUAUAUUAUUUUUAUAAAAUAUUAUUUAUAUACAACACACGCAGACACGUAAAGAUUAGCUAUCGCGUCGUAUGUAUAUUUUAUUAUAAAUAUAAAUUUAUCUAUCCAUUCAAUUACAGCUGUAUAUUUUAAGAGAGAAAACAAUAAAAUACUGUUUACGGUAUUAAUGGUGUAA
Molecule: messenger RNA, 5922 nt
Organism: Topomyia yanbarensis
Lineage: Eukaryota; Metazoa; Arthropoda; Insecta; Diptera; Culicidae
Exons: 7
Coding region: 186-4253 (1355 amino acids)
Cellular component (GO): nucleus
Source: RefSeq, a predicted model, not a curated record